Molecule: messenger RNA, 2035 nt
Organism: Microdochium trichocladiopsis
Lineage: Eukaryota; Fungi; Ascomycota; Sordariomycetes; Xylariales; Microdochiaceae
Product: Alpha/Beta hydrolase protein
Exons: 2
Coding region: 210-1961 (583 amino acids)
Source: RefSeq, a predicted model, not a curated record
GUUUCUUUUCGGGGUUCGGCCAGCAGGGGACCCAGGCAUGAUGAGGCAACACUGCCUCUUGCGGAUUUUGCCUCGGACACGGACCUGUCCUAGUUGCCUUGGUCGGGUCUUGCUGGGCAUAAGACCAUCCUACAUUUCCCAGGCACACCACCGAACUGCGACUGCUGACAUCUGAAUCUGAACUCCCAGGCAGCCCGCAGCAGAACGAUAUGGACAUGAAAGUCCCCCUGACGACAGCAGGCUCGGGCGUCGUGCUGCCGCAAAGCCAUUCCCAUCGACGUCUGCACUAUCCUGUCAAGUUGCUCCUCGUUGUACUCCUCGGUGCUUUUGGGCUGGCCUGGAUUUGGCUGCAGGGUGGUAAUACACAAUGUACCGGUGGUCGGCCUGUCGGGACACCACAACGCUGGUAUGCGGGUGAGUCCCUGCCAUGGCACUCAUGUGGCCAGGUCGGCCGUCAUACCGUCGAAUGCAGCUCUCUCGACGUGCCCAUGGACCACUUUGGCACUGCCGAGUCCAAGCACAAAACGUUCACCAUCCCUUUGAUCCGCCUUCGUGGUCACCCGCAAGCUCGUAACCUCCUGCUCAACCCCGGCGGCCCUGGUGGUAGCGGCAUCGAAUUCCUGUUCAGGAAGGGCGAGCAAUUGCGGGAGGUCGUCGGCGACGAUUUCCACCUUCUUAGCUUCGAUCCUCGUGGCGUCAACGCUUCGAUCCCUGCCGCCCACUGUUAUCCUGACGCCGAGACUGAAGGGAGGCUGUCGUCUGUCCAGGCGAAGUGGGUGCUUGGGCCUGACAACAACCCGGAGCUCUACGCAUGGUCUACAAACUUUGGGAGGGCAUGUGUCGACACCCUCGGCGAGCAUGGCGAAUACAUCAACACUCCGCAGACGGCCGCCGAUAUGAACUCCAUUCUCGAUGCCGUAGGCCAGCAACACAUGUAUUACUGGGGCUUCUCCUACGGUACCUUGCUGGGACAGACCUACGCGACAUUGUUCCCCGAGCGGUCACACAGAGUCAUCAUCGAUGGCGUGGCCAAUCAGUUUGACUGGUUCAACCGCCCGCUCGACGCAGAGACGGUCGAGGACACCGAGGCUGUGCUCGACGGAUUCCUGGACGAGUGUGUCAAGGCUGGUGACAGUUGUAGUCUGUCCGCGAUAGCUAAAACGAAGCAGGGCCUUUGGGACAAGCUCAUUGCCUUCGGGAACGAGCUGCAAGCGCAGCCCCUGAGCAUCUACGUCAACAGUACCACCUGGGGAACCCUGGACUGGACGAAGCUGUUCCACGACGCAAUUUUCCCGGUGCUCUACCGGCCGGCCGACUGGCCUGCGCUUGCUGGAAACCUGACCGAACUAUUGCAAGGGAAUGCAACCGACUUCCUGCUGCAUUACGCCAUGGGAGGUCGCUUCCCACGUCUCGACCAGUCCUUCUUCGUGGUGUACUUCAACGAUGGCGCAAGCGGGUUAAAGCGCUGGCCGGAGGGUUACCAGGCCCUCGACGAUAUCCUCGUGCCGUUCUACAAUGGCACCAUGUUCCGGUCGACUAAUACGAAGGUCUACUUUUUGAAGCAGCAGUGGCCAGUGCCGCGAACUCACCGCUACGUGCCACGCACUGGCGUCAAGACUGCGCACCCGCUUUUGCUACUGACGACCACAUAUGAUCCUGUUUGCCCGAUGGUAUCGGCGAAGAACACCUCCGCAUCCUUCAUCGACUCGAAAAUCAUCGAGGUCAAGGGUUACGGCCACUGCUCCUUAGCCGUCCCUUCCAAGUGCAUGGCCAACCAUGUCCGUGACUUUCUGUACAACGGCACGUUGCCAGAAGCCGAGCAUACGCAGUGCGAGAGGGAUGGUGAGUAUUUCCCGCGUGAUGGGGACGUGCCUGCACUGUCUCUGACAGAGGAGGACGCGAGACUUCAUGCCGCCCAGGUCCAAUUAGCCCAGGACUGGGACCUGGCGCGGUGGUGGUGAAUUAGUUCCAACGUCAAGAAACACAGAUGUAUAUAAUAAUUGCGUGAGCGGCCCACCAGUCAAACUACGAGUCA